AUGCCUUGUGGAAGAUGCGUCAAGAACAAGAGAGCGCCCCAAUGCAUCUAUGCCGAUGCCGACUCGUCGCCUGCUGUUGAACCGCCAACGUCCGAGAAGGAGCAAGACCCGCUCAGUGUCAUUGCCACGAGCUUCAUCAAUUCACAAUGGAAUCCUCUUGUCCAAAAUGGAUCACAUUGGCACUCCUUGCUGCAACAAAUGGAAAACUAUCUCCCCCAAUGGCCGUCGCAACGAACCGGUCCCAGCCUACAACAGGAGAAGCCUGUCUCACGAAUGGUCCCAACCAUCAAUUACCCCUUCAACGGUGACACGGUGGGGAGGGGUGCCAUCGUGCGGGUGCUUGCCCAGCUACCCCCGCGACCAGUCCAGGAACUCUUUGUCUCUUAUUAUCUCAAUUCCGUGGAAAAGACGUACCACCUCCUCCAUCUUGAAGAGUUCGACAGAGAGUUGCAGGAAUUCUGGGAGGAUCCAGCGGCAAAAGCGGAGGAUUGGUUGGCUCAGUAUUUCGUCAUACUCGGUCUUGGUUGCCAGGCCAUGAACUAUUGCUCCGAGGAGAGUGGCAAUGAGGCACAUCGCAGCAUGCCAACCGGCUUUCUGCGAAGCGCCGAGCUUUGUCUCAAGAGAACUCCGUAUAUGCUCAUGACAAGCUUGGCCAACGUCAGAACACUCAUCAUGAUUGUCAUGUCGAAGCAGAUGUAUGCCAUGUCUUAUCACGAGGCAGAUACAUGCUGGCCACUCACGGGCCUCAUUGUCCGGCUUUCCAUCCGAAUGGGCUUGCACAGAGCUGCGUGGAAGCCAUAUACGCAGCGAUCACACGAGGAGAAAGUCAAGUCCCAAGUCUGGGCCGUUGUCCUCGUCCUCGAGAUGCGUCAAUCCUUGGUGUGUGGCAUGCCGCUUCUGCUGAGAGCAGCUGACAUCAGUUCGGUCGAGUCCAACACCAGCCAGACUCCGAGCACGGGCAACACGACGCUAGGAGACUCGAGAAUUGAUUAUGGUAGCUUUGGGAACAAGGACCCGAUCAUUCUGACCCGAUUACUCGCCGUUUCCGACGACGACCUUUUGUUCCGAGCCAUAGAGCUCGCCACUUCUCCCAUGGGCGGCACACCAUACAGCGACGUCGCCGCAGUCGACACGUCGUUGCGCGAUAAACUUUACCAGUCCGGCAUCGGCCUCGCCAACAGUCAUUUGGAAGCUGAUAAACCCGCCAAAGACAUUGACCUCGAAGUAUGCAUGGUGCAGAUCUUCUUCCGACAAGUUUUCAUGGCCCUCCACGCCAGGUUUUCCUUGCAACCGAACGCGUCGACGGAACACCCCGUUUCAUACGUUUCAUCUCUCGAGAGCGCUUUGGCCAUCUUGGCCUACCAACGAGGCUUGUGCGAAGGCGAGAAAUGGGCCGAGCUGAGCGCAUGGUUUGCCGGAUUCUUUAGACACGAGUUUUUCAUGGCCGCCAUGACAGUGUGUUCCCUGUUGAUCAGGGACUUGGAAAGCACAGCUGUUUCUUCUCACACGGGUUUCUGUGAGACACAGCCUAGAAAAAUCAUGCUCGACGCCUUGCAGUCAUGUAGGGAUAUGUGGAAGAAGGAAAAAACGUGGUCUGUUUGCAACGCGAAUGCUUUUGCGUUGGUGGACAACCUGGUGUGCGUACUGCGUCACGCACAUGAGCAGGGUUGCAGCAUCCCUUUAUGA
Messenger RNA from Ustilaginoidea virens, 1686 nucleotides. RefSeq lists its product as uncharacterized. NCBI's taxonomy places the organism in Eukaryota, Fungi, Ascomycota, Sordariomycetes, Hypocreales, Clavicipitaceae. The transcript is spliced from 2 exons. The record is from RefSeq and is a predicted model, not a curated record. The coding region runs from base 1 to 1686 and encodes 561 amino acids. Gene Ontology annotation, cellular component: nucleus. Gene Ontology annotation, biological process: DNA-templated transcription. Gene Ontology annotation, molecular function: zinc ion binding; DNA binding.